UAUUGCAAAAUAUAAUAAAAAUGUAGGUUUGUCAUAUCUGUUAUCCUCAAAUUGACUCUAAAUGUAAGAUGGUUGUGGUCAUUCAUAAGUUUUUACAAUUUUCAGAUGCAUAUAUUUGUUCAAUUUACUCCUACUCAUUAAAAAUUAUACUAAAUUCAAUAUUAAUAUCACCCCAGUUGCUCUUUCCACCAGCCCAAAAGCUGUACUCUGAGCUAACUAUGCUCCAUAAAAGUAUGCACAUAACCCUGGUUAACUUCUGUCAACAUCAAUAUACUUCAAUUUCUUUGUACAAUUACUACAAAUGUUGAAUUUGCAGUGCAAUCCAACAUUUAUAACAUUAUAUAUUUGUGGUUUUCAAUGCAUAAUUUAAUAAUGGUUUAAAAUAUUAAGAUCAAUAUAUAAGACAAAUAUUGGAAGUGAAUAUUAUACAUCCUUGUAUCUUUAGUAAUUUGUUACAUAAAAAUUGAAUACCAAAAUACAAACUUUAGAAAACAGGCCAAAUUACUUACUCAUUGAUUUAUUCAUUCAUAUUUAUUUUGUUAUUCAGACUCAGCAAUAUACUCAUCACUCAUUACAAUACAACUCACCUAAAACCCACUGUUUUUUCUUAAAAUCAGAAAAAAAAACAUUUUCAAUACAAUAAACAGUUAUAAACCUUUCUGAAACUGUAGUGUACAAUCAAGAAAUAUUAAUAUAGGGGCUGGCAUCUGCACAACAGGAACUGCAUGUUCUUAAACUAAUAUCCACAUGUAGUGUUUGAAGUCAGACUUUAACUGUGCUUGUAGGAUUUUGGGUGUGCCUUUGGUUGUGCACAGGUUUAUUCAUAACCUUGGAUUCUCUCAGACUUGUUUGCUAUUUAUGUCUUCCUGCUGAAGCACUGCCUUUAAUUUGUUUGUACUCUCAAUUCACUUCUGUACGAACAACGGCAUGACAACACUGAGCGGGCAUCACGUCCUUGGGACAUGAAAGAUAAAGAGAAACUAAACAUCACAAAUAUGAAUUUUUGUAUGUCCGUAAAAAAGAUUUUAGUUUUAGUUCAUGAAAUUUUUGUUUGUUCAAAACUCCUCCUCAUGCAGCUCCUCAUCAAGCCAGUCUCCAAAAACAGUGCUGCAGUGAAACUCAUAUCCAUGUAAACUUAAUGUUCAUGAAAUGUAGCAUCUCAAUUUAUGUUCUGUCUAUGUAUAUAUCACAUAUACAUCUCUUUGUUGAUGUUUCACUGAAGCCAACAGCAUCUUUAGAAUAGAUCAUGGAGUAAAAUCAUGUGACAGCAAUAAAGAGGACAGGUGGUCGCAUUUUGAAGCUCACUGCCUGACAAAAAUCAACAUCUUUGUGACAAAAUGUAAACAUAAACACAGUGUGAGAUUUACUAAUGUGAGCUGCAUUCAGUGACCACUUAUACCGAAGGUCAGUGCAAAAAAAAGGCACAACAUAGUGGAAAAACCUGGAUUAAUGAGCAAUACAUCUAUUUCCCCACUUGUCCAAUUGGAUUUACAUUUGGUAUAAGGAAAGAUGUGCUGCACACUGAUAUACUGGUGAGUUCUUAGUAUGGGAACCACCUCAUGAGAUUUGAUUAUGUGAGUGCUCUGCAUGAUCAUAAUGACCAAGGCUAAGAUGUUCCCUUUAGUACAAAGACUUUCUCCAAAACCACAAAGCUUCCAUCCACACAGUAGUUUAAUGACCAAAUAGAUAAACACCUUCCAUGACCUCACCGAUCACCCACACAGUCUUGAAAGGUUUCUGAGAAAAGUUUUAAUGUCUUCAUUGGGGGAAACUGACUGUGGUCAACUUGAAUCAUUGCCUUUAAAAUCACCACGUCUCUGUGGUCAGUUACAAUGACUCCGACAGUGACAAGAACAGAUUUCACAGUGGAAAAAAGUAGUUUUGUACUGGUGACAAUAUAUACUAUUAGUGUUGGUAAAAAACUGGCAAAUAGAUGGACAGCGGAGAAGCCGAUUAUGCUCCUCUUUAUAAGUCAGGAAUGGUUUCAGUAGUUUAUUAUUAAUAUUUUCAUUCUUUGUUCGCACUGCGAAACUGGAUCACCAAUGAAAUAUUGUGACCGCUGACGACGGCUGCUACCCUCCACAACUUUUUACAGCAACCCUUCAAGUCUACAGGAGCCUCUCACACCACACAGGCAUUGAUGGAAGCCAUAUUGUGCGAGCGGGCUCAUCAUGUUAACCUCAGGGGAGGACGUUCAGUUCCAUCAGGGGAUUGGUCUCACUAUCAACCGAAUCAUUUUGAGGGAGGCGGACCUCGUGCUGCUCAGAUGAAUCAGCCCCCUUAGCCACUUCCAUUUCCAAUGUUAUGCUGACCCCAGGAAUAUAAUCCAAAUGUUUUUCCUCUCCUCUCAUCUCCACUGGAGGAGGGCUCAUCUGUGAUGCUGUGAAAAGCUCUCAGUGAGUGGUGAUACUCCUCUGCAGCUCCACAUCCGCCUUAAAAAUACAUGAUGAGGCCAUUCAACCCUAUAGGAGCUGCUCUUUAAGGACAACAGGAACACUGUAGUCUUAAGAGAAGGAUGAAAAGACCAAAGAAAAAAAAAAGAGAGAGACAGCCAAGACACAGUCACCCCGUCCGACAUCAUCAACAAACAAAAACCCCACAAAGAGACGAACCAGCCAGCCAGCACAAGCCAGCCAGCCACCAUCUUAACAGGCUGCUUGAAAGAGACACAGAGAGAGAGAGAGAAAAAGAGGCUAAUGCUUAUUUUGAUCAACAGGUUAUUAAGUUGAUGGUGGACUCUGACAACCGUGACUGAGGACCUAAACCAGAACUGGAAAAAAAAAAAAGACAGGACAACAAGAACAGCAGCCUGCUUAAAACUUCUUCCACGGAUCUACAACACACUUGAUCAAACUCAAAGCUGUAUUGGCCAGAUGUGAAGCAUAAGAGGAGCAACAGCCCUGGACCAAAGGUAGCUGAUGCUACGUGGAGUUUCAUAAACAGAAAAUCAAAGAAGCAGAAACAUUUUUGCUCCAAUGUUCACGGACCUGUGUGGAGUUACGUGGACCUGAUAAAGAAAUGGAGGGAUAUUAGUGCGAGCUCGACACCUGGUUUCUGCUUCCCAUUACCGGAGUGGAGUACAGAGGGCCAGUAGCCGAGCUGUGCUGCUGGACGGACCGUUGCGGUGCGGGAUCGAAUUGAGCCGCUUCAACAGAACUGAUGCCAAGGCCAGGAGUCAGCCAUGAUGUUUUUAUAACCUGAUGAUCAGCAGAGAGAUGGUGAGGAAGAAGAAUCCCCCUAUCCGGAGUGUGGGAGGCGAGGAGGAGGAGGAGGAAGAGGGGAGGAGGCCACCAGGAGAAGAGGAAGAGGAGGGUGAGGAGGAGGGUAGAGUAGGAGCGGAGGCUGACCGAAUAAACCGACCCUCCGAACCAGAAUCCUCCGACCGGAUCAGAGGAGAUGAGGAGCAGGAAGAGGAGGAGGGAGAGAGCGAGUGCGUUUCCUCGUCCGUCUCUCCCUCAUCUGUCGGCGCGAGAGACGAUCGCUACAGCAAUGAGGAGAGAGGGGGGAGGAGAGGAGGAGGAGGAGGAGGAGGGGGGAGGGCUAAACAAGGAGGGGCGGCGAUGACUGACAGACCCGAGAGCCAGUCGGAGGCUGAGGAUGGGGAGAAGGGUGCAGAGGAGGGAGAGAGGAGCGAAAGAGACAGAGGGGAGGCAGAUCAUCUCAUUUCUCCUCUCCUCUCGACUCCCCACCUCCUCACCAGACAGGAAGGAGGGGAGGAGUCGACAACUGACACCCCUCCACUCUCCUCCAGCCCUUCUCCUAAACUCCAGGACUUCAAGUGCAACGUGUGCGGUUACGGUUACUAUGGCAACGACCCCGCUGACCUGGUGAAGCACUUUAGGAAGUAUCACCUGGGUCUGCACAACCGCACGCGGCAGGAUGCUGCCCUCGACACACACAUCCUGGCACUCCACAACAUGGCUCCCCAGCACACACCUCUAGACAUCCAGGCAGGACAAGGGCAGAGGAACCAAGCCAAAGAGUUGGGGAAGACAAGGCCAGAUGUACACAAUCAGCAACACAGGACAGUUAUGAUGAAUGGCACAUAUGACGUACAGGUGACGUUGGGCGGCACGCUAAUUGGGAUCGGCCGAAAGACCUCGGAUUGCCAGGGGAACACUAAGUACUUUCGCUGCAAAUUCUGCAACUUCACGUACAUGGGCAGUAAUUCCUCAGAACUUGAACAACACUUCUUGUCUUCACAUCCAAAUAAAGUCAAAACUCCGCCAUCCACGCCACUGCUUGCCAACAACAACGACAGCCAAGUGAAGGGGAGGAGUCAAAUGUUAGACGGGGCGGAGCGAGUGGCAGUGAGAGCGGAAGACGAUUCCUUGGUCGGGUACUCCAUCCCAGUCAGGGCGUGCCCUGAUUCGUCAAGCUGGACGGGGGAGGCGGGUCGAGGUGCCGUUCAGGCGUAUUAUUGGUGUAAAUUCUGCAGCUGGAGUUGUGAGUGGUCAGGGGGCUCGGCGAAACUUUUAGAGCACUAUGAACAAAGACAUAGAAUGAGCACAGGAGGUACUAUGAGCCCCAACAGCUCUAAUCCUGGAGGGAUGGACAGAGAGCGGGAGAGAGGAGGGAGAAGAGAAGGAGGAGAAAGAGACCACAUGUUAUCCAAAAGCCGCAAAGAUCUGUCAUCCAACCCAUCCAGCACCAGCCAAGGAGACCCAAACAGCAGCGACACAGAAGCGGUCGUGACCAGUUAUAACUGUCAGUUGUGUGAUUUCCGGUACUCAAUGGCCCACAGUGCAGAUGUGAUCGUAGUAGCGCCGUUACUACUGCACUACCAGCACAACCACUCCAUCCACCGAUGCUGCAUUCAGCACUGCAUGUAUUGUCCACAGGGGCUCUGUCAGCCACAUAAACACCUGGGGGAGGUGUCCCACCCCUUUGCUUGCCGGAAGCCUACCUGCCCCAAAUGUUGUUCCAAGUUCCCUCAGUCCACCAAACAGCAAGAUACAAUGGGUUCGAAACCUGUCACCGCCACCUCGCCUAGCAUGACUCCUCCCAAUCCUCGAGGGGAUCCUGGUGUGAUUUCAAGUGCACAUCCUGUUGUCACACAAGGGGUCACCCAUUUGUGUGACCAGUGUGCGUUUGCCACCACCGACAUAGACGUGUUGCUCCAACACUACGAAAGCUGCCACACCCUGAUUAACCUAAAGGGGGCACCCCCGCAUGUCAAGGCUGAGGAAGAGGUCGGGGGAGACAAAGAAGGGGGGAGAGGAGCAGGAGGAGAGAGGGAGUUCUCUUGCACAAAGUGUCACUUCAUCACGGAAGUGGAAGAAGAGAUUUUCAGACACUACAGGCGUGUCCACGCAUGUUGCCGUUGUCGACGCUGUGACUUCACGGCUCCUGAUUCGUCAGCCCUCCUCGACCAUUUCAACUCAGCCCACUGUCAUGAAACCUCCCCCUCAUUAAGCUCACUGACAACAACCUUACCCACCUCACUGACGACCUCACUGACACCUUCGUUAACACUCUCAGCCAAUGGCUGCUCAGCUCCCUCUACCUUAGCCAUUAAAGAAGAGAGCAAGGGGGAUAUUCGCCUCCUUUACUCCCUUGCACCGCCUGAGGGACGGUUGGCAGAAGGAGGCAGAGAAGAAGCAGGAGGGGUGGUAAAAAGUGAGGGAGGUGAGGAGAAAGAAAGGGAGCGGGAGAAGGGCUGGGUUCUUGGGGAGACAAGAGGACCAGGAGAAAGAGGAGGUGAACAGGCUCAUGGUCUACUGUGGGUGCCCAAGGAGCGAAUGGGACCUGAAAGAGGAGCAGGAGGUGGGAGCCCCUCUCUUUUCCCCUCCCCCCUCUCAUUGUCAUUUGUUUCAGCCAAUCAUGAGUCCUCACAGCAGAAAAGGGGUGUGGCUUCGCCUAGCAUGGUUUACCUGGGAGACACCAAGUCGUUUUUGGGAGAUACCAAGUCGUUUUUGGGAGACGCCAAGCUGUAUGGAGGAGGGAGGCCAGGCGGAGCCGCUGCAGGUGGAGGUGGAGGGGAGAAACAGAGCCAGAUGCCAACUCAACAGUACACAGGAGGAGGAGGAGGAGGAGGAGGGAGUGGAGGUGGAGGAGGACAGGAGGGGAAAGGAGGAGCUGCUAAAGAAGAGUCCCAAUCCCUGCUACGGCGGCGCCGAGGAAGUGGUGUCUUUUGUGCGAACUGUCUGACCACCAAGACAUCUUUGUGGAGGAAAAACGCUAAUGGAGGCUACGUCUGCAACGCGUGUGGUUUAUACCAAAAACUACAUUCGACACCCAGACCUCUAAACAUCAUAAAGCAGAACAACGGUGAACAAAUUAUCCGACGCCGAACCCGAAAACGCCUCAACCCUGAUUCGCUGUCGUCUGAAAACCCAGCUCCCAAGCAGCAACGAAUCACCAGCGAGGAGCGCAUGAACGGGGAGGAGUCAGACAGAAGUUGUGCAUCAAUCAAAAACCAGCAGCCUUCCCCUCGCUCACGCUCACCCCGGUCCACACAAGCCUUCUUAGCCAAUCAAACGUUGGAGAUCCACAGACGCAUGCCUCCUCUUCUUCUGCCUUCACAUGCCCCCUCCUCACUGGUAGUUGAGGGCAAUGGGGGCAUCGCUGAGGGAGGCAUAGCGUCAAAAUUAGAGGGAGUAAAAGGAGGAGGGGGAUCAGAAAGAGGCAGCCCAAUUGAAAAAUACAUGCGACCAUCCAAACCGUCUAGUUAUUCACCUCCUGGUUCACCCAUUGAAAAGUAUCAGUAUCCCCUUUUCUCCUUACCCCUUCCUUUAACCCUCUCACCAGAUUUGACCCCUGAGUCGGAUUGGCUCAGGUUCUGGACCAAGUAUAAGAUGGCUGCUACCUCUGGGGUUCCCAGUGGCAUCAGUAAUCUCAGCAGCCCUGGUAGCCUUGGAAACAACGCUCAUUAUCUUGGUGCAAUGGUGACUCCAGUACAGCAUCAUCAGCAAAGCUACACGGUGCCUUACUGCGCCUCUCCCUACUCUCCUCUUCCACCUCCUCCAGCUCCUCCUCACUAUCCUCCUCCUCCUCUUCAUCCUCCAACCUCCUCCUCAUCAUCAUUAGAAAAUGAUGCUCCUUUAGAUCUUGCAAUAAGACAAAGAGAUACAAGUGCUUCAAAUGCGCACAUGUCAACGAAUGGUGCAGAAAGGAGAAGGCAAGAGUCGCCUCUAGCAGAGAGGUUGAGAGAGAACUGGAAGGGAGAGAAAGAGGAGGAGGAGAGGACGGAUGAAGGAGGGAACCAGAAGGAGGAAACAGGAAAGGAAGAAAAGGAUAAUUUGACAAAAAGUGUUCCGUCGAAUCGCGCAAUGGUGGAAGUGGCCACACAGGAUGACCUGACCAAUCGUUGCAUCCACUGUGGGAUCUACUUCCUCGACGAGGUCAUGUAUGCCCUGCACAUGAGUUGCCACGGCGACCAGGGACCAUACCAAUGCAGUUUUUGCCUCCACGUGUGUGUGGAUCGAUAUGACUUCACCACACACAUACAGAGGGGUUUACACAGGUACACAGACAAAACGUCACAGCAGAGGGGUCACACGCAAGACGGCAAAAUUCAAAACGCCACCGUGACGCCAGAGCGCGAGUGUCAAAAUAUGACGCCAGAGGAAAAAGACGAGGGUCACCAUAAUGAGAUCGCAGGUGAAAGCAAUGAUGUCAUAGAAGCGUGUCAUGACGACCAAGCGAAAGAAAGCACAGGCAAUGACGCCACUGACAAUGACACGGGAGAUGAAAAGGAGGAAAGAGAAGAAGCUCACGACAUAGCAAACCAGGAAUUAGGAAGCCAGAUGGUGUCAGAAAGCGGUGACGACAUCACAAAAACCACAGGGGAUACAACCGUUGCUGAGUCUAAAAAGUUAGAUGAGAACAUGGAGAGUAAUUAAUCAGAUGCCUUUGACUCACACAAACCUUAAAGAAUGCAUUUUAUUGGAUAAAUAAGCUGUAAGCCUCCACGUUCCUGGAGGCUAGCUCAUGUCAGAAUGGGCCUAUCCUGGGCACUAAAUGGAACACAUCCUUAUGCUGGAAGCACUCGGCUGUCAAAUGGUCAAAAAUCAUUGUAGGAUCCCGCUGGACUACUGCAGGGACAGUUUGGAGAAAUAGCCUGAAUCCUGCGUUGAGUGAUGGUCACUUGACAGCUCUGUGGCAAGUAUUCAACAACGGAGUCCGGGCAUGCAGUUGAAAUCACCUUUAAUAAACAGCCACUUCACAUGCUUUCCAAACAAGAGGAUUGGAAGCUAGACUGAGAGUUGGACUGGUCUCAUUUAAGUUGAGUUUGAGGAGCUCAGCACUUGCACAGCCGCCAUACAGCAGAGCAAAAAAAAAAAAAGAAAAGAAAAGAAAAAUGCUAGAAGCAAAACACUUAAACUGAACUGAACUGAACUGAGCUGAUCUGUUAUGCACCGUGCUAAAACUGAACUCCGAGCUGGUUCAAACUAGUCUGAUGAGUCACUCAGACCUGUUUUUAUCUUGGUACAACCAGAUCUGAUCUGGUGAGAUCUAGAGCAUGUUUUUGACUGUUUUCUGCUGUGCAAAUGGAUCCAAAACCAAAACUUAUUUUGGCUGGUUGAAACUAGUCACAUUGAAACCAGUAUUUUCUGGGUUGCGGUUCAGCUGGUGUUACCCUGGUACAAAAGGAUCAGUCGGUUUCUCUCACUCGUGCCCUGUUUCUGAAACUGACUGUGUUCUUGGAUCAAUGCAAAAUCGCCACCGCUGCAGAAGUGGCCCAAAAUGGGAGACUGGUUUGGUUGGGAUGUGAUCAUGACUUUUUGAACUGCUUAAAACCAGUUUUAACUGGUAAAACCGGUGUAAUUCCGGACCGAAGUGUUCUCUUUAUCCAUUUGGAUCGAACCAAGUGACAUUAUUUUCUACCUUCCUCCGUGCCAUGAUACUAGCUACGUGCCUGGCUGCCUGCCUAAUAGAACAACCAUCUAUUAACCUGCUUAACAUUUAUAUUAAUAAUAAUAAUAACGAUGAUGAUGUUAUAGUACAAAACAUGCAAUUUGCUACACUUUCCUAUAUAAUAUGUUAUUUUGUAAAGGCAAAUAAUGCUUUUUUUUUGCAGGAAAUGGUACUAUAAAAAUUAGUCUAUUUGAGUUUUUUUUCUUUCUUUUUUUUUGUUUUUGAGCUAUUUGUUGUUUGUGUUCUUAUGGAGACUUGUUACAUUGGUCUAACAGAAAUGGUACAGCAAAAGAGGGGGGUUGUGUGUAUGUGUGGAUUUGUGUAAUUGCGUUUAUGUGUGUAAGGAUCAAAGGAUGUGUCCGUCCCCUAACAAUGAUGUAAACAUAAUGAAGGCUUGCGCUCGGUUUUUCAGUCCUCAGGGGUCACACGUGUUGCACACCAACCCACCUGUUUCAUAGCAUGUGACACAUCAUUUUUACAUGUCAAAUGGUCUCAUGGUUUUAGCAUGUUGCAUAAUGUUCUUGUACGUUCUCUUAUAUAUGUUUUUAUCAUGUUCUUUAUGUGUUAAUAGGUCAACAUGGUCUUAGUAAGUAACAUUUUUAUUUCUGUAUGUCUUUUACAUGUUGUUAGGUUACAUGGUUUUAUAGAGAGACUUAGGAAUUUAGGGAGAUAAAUCCUGAUUUUAUUAAAAAGGAUCAAUUAUUUGGAUUAACUGUAUAAACAUUUGCUCUGUAUUGAGUCUGCAGAGCUUCUUGCCUACAGUGUUUUAUUCAGCCUAUCUCAUGUUGCAGAGAGUUUGGUAGGUUACCUCUACAGUAUGUAGCAUAUUAGCAAAUCAGCAAAAUAAGUUGCCUUUUUCUAGUGAUGGGAACUCUUACAUGUUAGGACUAAAUCAUACUGAAAAUGAGCAUAAGGUGCCAUCGUAAUGUGUGUUUUAUAAUAAUUCACUUAGUUAAAAUGAUCAUGUUGCUUUUAACUCCAAAUAGCCCGUCCCACUUUUCUGCCAUUCAUUACCCACUUUUUUUUGUUCUAAAUCAGUCUUUUUAAUAUACUUAAGGAAAAUCCCGUACCAUAACUGAGUCUCUCUUUAAACCAAAUUUCACACUUCUUAUUGUUUACUUUCAUCAUUGAGAGAGUCGUGACGUAGUCAGGUCCUUGAAAGACCCCUAUUCUUUAAAAUGGAGCAACACGGAGGCCUUUUUGUUUAUUUUUAUAAAGAGAGAAUCACUUCUCCAGCCUUGCUGCCUUAGUUGCUAGAAAACAAAAAAAAAACUCACCAAGGGACUUUGAAGGAAGUAAUAAUAGGCUGAAAAGAAAAUGAAAUACAGGAAGGAACAAGCUAAAGAAUGAGAAAAAAGAUAUUUUUCUAUGCUUAUCCAAAAUACAUGAAUGAAAAAUAUUCCUAGUGCCUGGUAACUUGUACAGUUUUUUCUAAUAGGUAUAUUUGCCUGUCUUUGUCAAAAAGUCAUGCAAGUUAUGAGUCAUAUCAGGCAGAAACAGACUGCUUUAUUGAUUUUAAUGCAUUUAGGUAUCAUAGUCAUUGAUUGUUCAAACUUUGCAUUACCAGCCCAUGAGAAAGACCCACUUGUGCUUUUUUAAAAGAUGAAAUUGUGUCAAUCAAUAGAUCUUUCUUCUUCUUCAUUUUUUUUUUUUUUUUUUUUUUUUUUUUGCAUGUAUGUACACUACUUUGUAGAAAUGUUGAGACGUAUGCCUCAGUAACUUUUGUCAGAAAGACAAAAUACCAAGGUUUUCUCUACAGUGUAUUUGGUUUAUUUGGAGAUGAAAACAGAAUAAUGAGUGCCCAUAUCAUGGUGAAGAAUACCAUUCUAACCUGUUAUUAUUCUAGGCAGGCCUUGAUUAUAAAUAAUUUCUAAUCAGUUUUUUAGAGUUUAACACAGAACAGCUCUUCUAGCAAAAGGUCAAGUUUUAUUAUUUUAUUAAAACCACCAGAGAGAGAUGAGAUUUCUAUCUUGCAGAAACACUUCAAGGAGUAUAAAAGAAGUAAAAUUCCUUACUUGUUCAAAAUUCGACAAAAUGAAAUAGCUGAACUUUUCACCAGAGCAGUCAGUGUGUGUUGGAGUGCUUGUUGUGGGUUAAUACCUCUAGUAUUUACUUAAACCUUGAAACAGUCUUUUGCGUAGAAAGACCUACAUUGAGGUGGCAUAGAUUUUCCAAACUUUUAAAUAAUUGAUAGUGAUGUAUUUAAGCAAUGUGAAAGCUUUUUCAGUUUCUGUUAAAAAUGCUCGAUGUAUGUAGUUUUUCCUAAUGCUUCAGAGACUGUCUUGCUUUGAUGCCUUUCAAUCACACAGUCAAGAAACCUGUCAAACUAUUGCUGCAACAUAUUUAUAUUUAAGUUGGAAAUGCACAGAAACCGGCCUAACUCUGUGGCACAAGAGUCACCAGUCAAAUGAAGACUUGUUAAAGUGACGUGGUUUAUAAAUACGUGUAUUCCAAAGGUUCCUCUUUAUUUGCUGAAAAUGUUCUAUCACAUAAGUACUGAUGAAGCCCAUUCAAAAAUCACGUUUACAAAUUUUAUUCAAUUCGUUGUCGAGCUGGUUUGAAUUGUCUUUAUUCUAGGACAUCUUUAUGCUAAUGUGUAGUAAAAUUAGAUUUUUUUUUUCUAGUUAUGGGCAUCUCUUAAGGGACUGCUAGCAUAAUGAAAAACUGUUUACAUUUGUAAAUGUAGCAAAAAUAGCAGAGAAAUGAAGAAAUUCUCUCUUGAAAGACAGAACAAAGGAAAAGAUGGAGGGAUACCUGCUGAUAUGAAUGGAUGGAUGGCUGCUUUUGAAUAAUAUAUGGAGCAGAUGGAUGGAGGUUGGAAGGGAUCAAAUAGUGGCAGAUAAAAGUUCAGUUGAUGUAUCUGUUCAUCCCUUUCUCUUCAUUCUUUCUCUUUCCAUCAGCUACUACUAUCCUCUUCAACUCAUUUCUCUUUCUGUCUCCUUUCUGUUGAUAAAAUUUUGAAGUUAGUCUCAGUUGGUUUUGCACGUAAAAACUAAGCUUCAUUUGGAUUCAGUUCAACUACUUGAAUGGGCCUUGGGAUGGUUGAAACAAGUUACCAGCAGUAAAAUUUCAAAUACUUUUAGCAAUGUUGGGAUUUUCUGAUAUUUGGGUUCAUUCAUUUGCCAACAGGACUCACAUUUGAUAAGAAUUCAACAUCUUUUUUUUUUAUAGAUUUAAAGCCCUUUGUUAAAGAUUUUCAUCUUUUCUAGGAAACCUUUAGAGGAAGAUAUGUGAAAAAGAAAAAAAGGAUGAACUAGUUUUGCCUUUUUUUUUUUUUUGUUUUGUCAUCUUGACGAACCACAAGGAUUUCUCAGUGGGCUGGAGACAAAUUCAGAUGCCGGAAAGUUUCAGUAGUUUAGCUUUAGAAAGAACAUCCUCUCCUUGUACUGUACGUACUGAGUUGAAAGUAAAAAGAACACAAAACUUUGCUCAUGCACAUUUUUCAUAUUGCAAGUGCUCUGUAAAACCCUUUCCUGUCCAAAUAUCUUCUUUUUUUUGUAUUUAACAGCUUGAGUAAGUGAGGAUUAAUUUUAAACAUAAAUAGAUAUUAAUGUUGAUGUGGAAAAAAAAUCCACAGUUUUUUUUUUUUCUCACAUCCCGUCCAAGACUCUUAGGAGAACAUUUCAGUUGUCUCUUAAGGAAGAAAAAGAGGUAGUUUUAUAAGAAAUGAGGUUCCGCAGGUUACACUUGACAUGACCUUGUUUUACUUCAAUAAUAAGUGUUUGUUUUAGAUAUGAUGGCAUUUCACAUCAGCGUUUACAUUGGGGGGCCUUAACAAGUGUUUUAAUUUUUGUCUUUGUCAGAAUGUGUUAUAGAAAAUGAUGCUGUUUCUUGCACUCCAUCUAUUAUGUUCUUAUUGCCAAGGAAGGGACAACAACACACACACACACACACACACACACACACACACACACACACACACACACACAUCACACAUACAUACGGUGGUACAGAUCGAGUGUACAUUUUGGGAUGUACAGUAUUAACCAUGGGAGACAAGGGAGCUAAAGGCCAGUUUAUUAUUGGUCAGACACACACGCACACACACACAUCAACUACGUACAUUUAAUCAAUAUAUUUUAGUAGAAUUUUGUCUCUAUUCAGUCGAACGGCUUUUAUAGAAAAUUGGGAUUUUUUUUUAGGUAAUUUUCUCUCUCAUGUUGUAUUUUAUUCUGCUACCUUUCUGUACGUUAUUGUUCUUAGGUUUUAUUUCAUGCAAAAAUGAUAUUUCAACAACAUAUUUUGACAACCAAGAAAAGUUUGUUACACAGCUAAACUUGAAGAAUAAUGUUGAUGAUGAUGACGAUGAUAAUAAUUAAUAAAAGUAAUAACAAAUAUACUGAAAAUG
Molecule: messenger RNA, 13207 nt
Organism: Thunnus maccoyii (southern bluefin tuna)
Lineage: Eukaryota; Metazoa; Chordata; Actinopteri; Scombriformes; Scombridae
Gene: trps1
Product: trichorhinophalangeal syndrome I
Exons: 14
Coding region: 3201-7844 (1547 amino acids)
Biological process (GO): regulation of transcription by RNA polymerase II
Cellular component (GO): nucleus
Molecular function (GO): zinc ion binding; RNA polymerase II transcription regulatory region sequence-specific DNA binding; DNA-binding transcription factor activity
Source: RefSeq, a predicted model, not a curated record